AUGCGGAACAGCAUCGGCAAGAGCCCCUUUCACGCUUGCUAUGACCUCAAGGGUUGCGCGGAUGACAAGCUCAUCGAAAAAGAAGGCGAGCGGAUAAAGGCAGUGCACAAACGGAUAUGGAACGUCGGCAUGUGGUGCGGCCAGAUCAACUGGACCGACGAACGGAAGCGCUACUACGCUGGAAAGCUAGAGGCGCGAGGAAUCGAGGUGGAGCUGCGCCCGCAUCAACGGUCGCAUUUCAUCAGCUUGUUGAAGAGAGACACGGACCUUCUGGCAGGCCACAACCUGAUGGACUACAGCUUGCUGGUGGCCACGAAGGAGACCCCUUCCGGGCUCGAAGCGCCUGGACCGGCUGAGUUGACGCCUUACAGGUGCCCAGGAAAGAAUGGCAAGGACUUGUUAGUGUACGUGUCCCUGAUCGACUUCCUGCAAGUCUGGACCAACGGCAAGCGCGUGGCGAGGUGCGUCAAAGUCUGCGAGUGCAACAAGGCAACGAUUCCGCCAAAGGAGUAUGCCUCGCGUAUGCUGACGCACUUCACCCGUCAAGUGGUCGAUGGGCAGGGCAACGAUGCCGACAGCGUGGACAUCGACUUCAGCAUGGAGAACCUCCCCUCUGAGAAGUUGAUCAGCCGACCGCUCUCGAUGCGCUACGGCAACUCCUUGAGGCGCUUCUCGCAGUAG
Symbiodinium natans is the source of this 681-nucleotide messenger RNA. The record is from the annotation of a GenBank genome assembly. Lineage: Eukaryota; Dinophyceae; Suessiales; Symbiodiniaceae.